CAACCUUUUUGCCCUCCCUUCAUUCCCUCUUUCUCCUCCUCCUCCUCCUCCUCCUCCUCCUCCUUCUUAAACAGUGUGAGUAAGAUUUAGAAUUUAUUAAAUAAAAAUUCCAAGUGGUUGCCAAAAGGCACCCUUUUCUGUUUUCUCCCCCCCACCCUUCUCCUCUCUGUUUUUUUCCUCCUCUGUUUUGCCAUUUAAAUAAAAAACCAAAACUUUCUUUGCACUCACUUUUUGGCCACUACAAAUUCAUCCCCCCACUCUUCACUUCAUCCUCAUGUCCUCUUCUCCCUUCUCCAUUCACAACCUCCCUCUCUCUCUCUCUCUCUCUCUCUGAACACACAAACAACAUUCCCCUGUUUCCCCCUCAAUCCUCCCCUGUUUUCUUCCAACCCACCACAAAAAAGGAUCAAACUUUGCUUAUAACAACAAAUCAAACUGCCAAAAAAUGGGUACAAUCGUCUUCCAAGGCCUCCAAUCCUGCCUCGAAUCCCAAAUGGUGGAGUCCAGAACCCUCCGACUGCGCCUCUCCGCACCCAAACCCACCCACUCCCUCGAGCUCUCUCUCAAGCCCUGCUCCUCCGCCGACGACAAAUUCCUCACCCACCACAAACCCACCCCCGCCGCCGCCGCCGUCGAAUCGGGCGGGUGGAGCUUCCUCCAAACCUUAUCCGACCCGGCUUCUUCUCCCCCUUCCCAAAUCCUAAAACCCGCUGCUGCUUCCCCGUACGCGACAAAACGCUCUGUUUCGUCCCUCAGCGACAAAUCCCUCGAGCUAUGCACCGAAAAUCUCGGGUCCGAAACCGGGACCGACCACGUGUCCGCCACCGACGGCGACAGCAGUUACCUCUUCUCCUCCCCUUCUCCGACGUGGGAGGCGCCCGAAUCGGCGGAGCCGAAUUCCCCUGUUUCGCAGCCGGCGGCUGCGAGGAGUGGAUGUGGUAAUUACAAGAGAUCGAGGAGUAAUUCUUCCCGCAGGGGGAGUGGGGGAUUCCCGCCGCCUCUGACGACGAUGAGGGGGCCGGAGCUGGUGCAGGUGAGGCGGCCGCACAGGGAAGGAGGGAGGCUGGUGAUCGAGGCUGUCAAAUCGCAAUCCCAGCCGUCGUGCUUCGAGGCGGAGAGGAUCGACGGUCGGUUGAGGCUCCACGUGGCCGUGGUCAAAGAUUCUCCCGAGUUUGACUCUUCCGUAACUGCCAGCGAGGAAAUUGCGGGAGGGAAUGGAGGAGAAGAAGAAGAAGGAAUCCUUAUCCGAGAAGGAGAAGGAGAUGAGGAAAUAGUGGAGAGGAGGAGGAAUAACAGAAACUCGAACACCGCGUGGAGAUGCAAAGACGAAGGUGGACAUGAGAACAACGGCAACGCGAAAGGGUUGCUAAAUUGGGAGCCGUUUUGGGUCGCUACGGCGUCGCUUCGAGUUUGAAUUUGUCGGGAUUUUUCUUGUUUAACUUUCUUUCUGAUCAUAAUUUCCCUCGUCAUCACCAUAAUCGGAAAUUUAUGAAUGAUUAUGAUUUUUCGUUUCCUUAUUAUUUUUUUCUUCCUUUUGGGAGAAUUUGAUGGAUUUGUCUCCUGGGGAUGGCUACUUUUGUUGGGUUUGUUGAUUGCUUCUCUCUGUAGCUUGUUUUUUAUGAGCUAUGGUUUUUCCUAAUGAAAUAGCCUUCGACUUCUGGAGAAAAAGAUAGAUCGCAGAACAGAAAUAUGCAAUGCAUGGCUUAUUUUCCUUUUGCGGCGAGGUCGUUAUUGUCGUUACCUAGAACAUCAUAUUUGCAUGCCUUGGUGGUUACUGGUUAGUCACAAUAAAUGCGUUAUUAACCAGAAACUACCGUUUUUCUAGCACGAAAAUGCAAGAUAACUCAACAGGUUUUCAAUGGUAUACAUCAAUUGUUCGGUUGACUAUUCAUGCUCGUUAUUAUUCGGAUAGACGGAAAUGUUGUUUUUUACAACGAUUACGUUAACUAUAGCUAUGAUAUGCAUGGCAGGAAAAUAAUAUCGAGCCUUUUCACGUCAAAAACAUGGUUAAUUAACCAAGACAAUCGGAUGAACUUAUACCUUCACAUCUAUUAUACAGCAAUCAUCCAACCUAGUUUAGUGAAACAAAAUAAUAAUAAUGUAUAUAGAAGACACAUACGCCCAGAAUAUUCUUAGACAUAAGCAUGCAUCAACAUACUUUUGUAGUCCAUCGAUACCAAUGUAACGAAGUUAUCAACAACACCUUACGUACAAAAGACCUACUCUCUGUCUUCCAUAUGUGAUACUAGAUUCGUGCUGCCGCCUACUUUGCUGAAAGCAAAAAAAUGGCUAUAACAGAGUCUCUCUUAUUCGUAUUAACAACUAAUCCGAGAAGAAUGUUUUUUUUAUGCGGUGCUAACAAUUGAAUAUUAUCUUUGUAGCUCUAGAAUGUUUCAGUUUAUACGGUGUAUAAAUUUCUCAAUCUAUUCUUCAUCAUUCGAUCAUAUUUAUCUGCUGGUGCCUCUAUAUAUACAAUAACAAGAAACAGGAAGCUAAGCAUGUAUAUAUAGGAAGAGUCUGAGGUAGGUUGGAGGCAAUAUAUAUGUUGGAAAUUGUUUCUGGAAUAUUAUAAAAAUAGGGAAGAGUCGGAGGUAGGUCAGGUGUUAGGCUUCUGUCUCUUAAUGUAUGAACAAAAUAGUAUCCUGUCAUGUCCGCAAGCUGAUUAAGAACGAUAUAAGUAAUUAGUAAACAAAUACAUGCUUCCAUCUUAGACUUAGUAAUAUUGUACGUCUAUUCCAUAAGUCGCACAGCGACCCUUUGGCGGCUUUGCUAUUGGAUCGCAGUACUCAUGGUUUGAUCUGAUCUGUAUCGAAUCUGAACCGUUGUAUACCCUUACUUAUAGGGCUGGACGUUGUUGGAUUGUGUUGUGGGUCCUUUGCUGUGCUUGGAUAUCGAUGGGUAGUAAGAUCCAUAAUUCAAUAUCUAGCUCCCAAUAACUCGGGUUAAUGUUGUGACGACCAAUUGGUUUCUUUUACAGGAUAUCAAAGCUUUCAAUAAUCGAGAGAUUGUGUAUUCAAAUCUCGGACGAUCUCCGGUUUGAGAAAAUGGUAGCUCAUAUGAGUUGGGUGUCAUUUGAGGGAACAUGUUAAUAAAGUAAUUAUCAAUAUAUAAUUGACUCUCUGUCAAACAAUUCAAACUUAUUAAAACAUUCAUAUCAAUUCAAAUUAUUAAAACAUCCAGAGCAUGCACCUUGAUUUUUCAAUCACAUUUUCUACAGUACUCUCUAUUUUCCACUAAUUUUCCUCGUUCUGCAUGCCAGUCAAAUAAAUCAUGCCUUUCUUUUUUCUCCACUCUCAUGAUCUUCCCUUCUUUUCUUCGGCAGGAAACAAUGACCCGUUAAUAUCAACACUACACUAUGGCACUAUCACUACUUGGGGGGUAUUAAUUGCAUUAUUAUCAAUAAAUAUAUUGCAAAAGUGCUUUGGAAUUUCAAUAUAUAAUUUUAUAAGUGAGUCAUGUUGAAAUGUAUUCGUACAUCUUGAUCCUUUUCUAUAGUGACCAUAUAACCGUACUUCAGUUAAUUUAUAACUCGAAAUGUUAGAAGAGAUAGUAAAUGGUACGUAUACAUUUCUCUUAUGUGUGGUUUACUUGUCAUAUAGUUACAUAAUUUUACUCUUCACCUCUUCAAUUAUUUAUAGAAAAUAUAGUAUUCGUCCCCAAUUAUUUAAAAUAAUAUUUACUAUAUUAAAAAUCAAUUGAUUCUAAUAACUCGAGCUGGUGAGACUUGAGAGAGGUUUAAUAAUGAAUCUUAUACUACGUACUAGCACGUCCAUCAAACGUAAGCAACUUAUAUGAGUUUGAAGUUUGCACAAAUACAAAUAUUAUGCUUAACAAAUGAGGAUCGUCUGGAUUUGAACAAAAAACUGUCAAGAUCAUGAAUUAUAUUCAAUUAUUUUCUUAUGUCUCUUCGAUCUUUUUUUUCUCCCACAAAAUAUUUUCAUGCAUGUUCCAUUACAAGGAGGUGCAUGUUCCAUUACAAGGAGGUGCAUGUACUUUUCUUUAAAAAGAGAGUAGAUUGUGUCUAUAAAUCAUAUCUAUCUGUUCAGACUUAAGGAGGAAGAAAUAUAAAUAGGCCAGGCAGAGAAAAAAGAAUGGGACUAGGAAAAGGGAAGCAGCAAGAGAGAUAGAGGGAUCAUCUUAUCCGGUUGGGAGGCAUAAAAAAGAGAGAAAAGGAGAGGUUCAUAUACACGACGAUAUCAAUCUGUAGUCUGCACAAAAUCUUUGACAUGAACAAUAAGGUUAGGAAAAGGAAGCCCCCAACCCACCAUCCCAACAUGCUAUAGAUCAAAUGAAAAGUAGCUAAUGACAGAAAAUAUAACUACACUUACAUCAUCAAAAUCAUGGGAUUCACAGUCAUUAUUGUUAGUAAGCCGUAAUGAUUCAUAAUUGAGCAUCUCCUAACAAUUUGGGUUAUUAUUACCAAUCAGUUUUGAUAUGGUAUCGGAGCCUUCUGUGACCGACAUGCCUUAUGUUCCAAUUUCGAUGACCUUAUUGCGGUCAGCACAUGGUGUUGUUGCCUAUGCAAACAUCAAGCCCAUAUGGCUAUAUGAGUAGGCUUUCAUUUGAGAAUGUGUGUUAGUAAAUUGUAUAAGAUCCACAAUUCAACAAUAUCACCCAAUAACUCGAGUUAUUGAGAUAAACUAUUCUUGACAAUUAUGAAUUAUCUCGUGCUAGCAUGAUGGAAAACUGACAGUUCAGAUGUUAAUAAAUACCACAUGUGCAUAGUAAUACUAAUUAAUUGCUUUGGUAUUGCUUAGUUUGAAAUAGAUCGAGAUGACAAUUCUUCUCAUAUCGGAAGGUACUCAAUUCCGUUAUCAAGUAUCCAAUUAACCUAGAAAAUUCGAAUAUUACCGAGGUAUGGAGCGAGUAUGAGGAGUAUCUAGAAAUAAUGUGAUGACGAUGAGUUUACUUGACUCUGCCAUGCACAUCCCCACACUCAUAUCGACUAUGUUAGCUCGUAAAAAAGAAGAAGGUAAUUUUAGGUUUUCAACUGCUGCAAUUCCUAAACCCUAACUUCCAUCUUUCAACAAAUGAAAGCUGAUUUCUUAGUUUGGAAUUUAUAGUAGUUGAUUGACUAUUGAUAUUGGCUAGGAGCAUUCAAAUAUCAUAUCUCACCUUCAAGAAAGAGACCCCAAAUAAUGGCUAGCAUUCUGAACCAGGAUUUUUUUUUGGGGUAUCGUCCUAUUGAUCUGGUCCAUGAUUGAGAUUGUGCAUUGCGUUUUAGGGUCUGUCACCUGAAUGUCUGAAUUUACUGCAGAAAAUCUAACCAGGCGAGAUCCUAUCUAUAUAUGCACAAAGUUACAAUGCCCUAAAUGCUAAAUGGUCUGAAUUUCUACACGUAAUACGCGUAGUAUCCCUUUGCAUAGAUUGAGUGGCAGCCUUUUCUUUUUCUCUCUACUGCCGACAGUGCGGCUCCUAUCGUAUGCGCUAUAAUAUCAUGGCCUAUAUAUCAGGCUAUCAGAAAUCACCCCCAAACGCCCUCUGGCAGUCAAAGAUGUUUGUGUAAAGUUCUUGCACUUGCACUUGCAUGCCCACUCUUCCACUUUCGUUCAAUUCUAAGAUUUUCGUAUCCCAUUUAAAAAAAAAAAGAUGAAGCUUCUUUUUCCAACAAUGAGAAAAUGGCGUUGAUGUGACUUGAAUGACACUAUAAGCCGCUACGACGGGAAGUCACGCCAUCACGGUGUAUGAGCUCAAUAUUGUUUGGAUUCGUGUUCUGGGCCUGGUCUGUAACUGUUUUUCCUUUAUCAUAUUGGAUUAAGGUUAGACCUAGGAGAAGUACGAUAAAUACUUCUCAUACUCCGAUCCUCUGUAAUCUGUAUCUCCUAGAAGUGUAGUGAAACAGGCUCUCUCCUGCCCACGGACUAGCUAGCUAACACACAUCGUAUUAGUGAACCACGUAAUUCGUGUGUCGCGCGUGUGUGCUUUUGCUUUCUUGCAUUGUCGAAUCCUCUUAUUUAAUUUCCUUAUGCGAAGAGAAACAGUCGUGACAAAAGGAACUAGCCAACAUUGAGAAUCAAAUUAAUAUGCAAUUAAUUAACCGAGAGAGAGAGAGAUUCGAAUUCAAUCUUUUGAGAGUCACGUGUUCAGUGGCAUAGUUAGAAAUUUAUCUAAGAUAGGUCAAAAGUGGGGGAAAAAUAUAUAAUGUAAGUUUUAGGAUGUGUUCGAUUUUGGAAAUUAUCUAAAAUACAAUCAUCAUACAAAAGUAUGAAGGAUGUUAAAAUACCACAUCCAAAUAUCGUUCAUAAUUCUGCAACUCAUCUUAUUUUGAAGUGUUUUUUUUUCACUUUGUUCAUUGCAGUAAGUGUCAUUUCAACACUUGCAAUGACAACAUAUAACGACAAACACUCCUAAAUUUCGAGUUUUUUUUGUUUAUAUUAAAAUCACUUACAGAAUACAUGAAUUAAAAGUAAAAUAGAGAUCACAAAACAUUACCUUUUCAAAAAAAUAUCUACAAUAAUAUGGGGAUCUUUUACUAAAUCCACAACAACAUAAAAAAAAAAGUUACUCUACAUUUUUUGGGCCAAGGUGGUGCAAAUGAUCCACCUUGGCCUCAAAUGGCUCCGCCACUGCAUGUGUUGAUGAAAUACUACUGAGCAGCGGUUUAUAUGGAUUGUAUUGUCAUAUCGAAACGUUCAAUCACAUCGAACUAUUGCUUAUUACAGACAAGGCCAAAACAAUACGUAUAUAUAGACAAACUAUGUAUUAUUAUACAAGUUAUACAAAGAUCAGAAGCACAAAUGACCGAAACAACAAUGAAAAAGAUAACUGCUCCGUCAAAAAGCCGAUGUCAAUGAAGAUCAUGUCCCAUGCCUUGUGAAACCUCGAUGUCGAUAAGCUAAUAAUAACGAAAAUUCUUAUCAAAAUCGUCUAGUACGUCAAACCAAAUGUCCAACAAAUUAACCGAUUACUCGCCACAAGUCCGCAUAGAAGGAAAUGGUAGAACCAAGUGAGAAUCAAUAUAUAUCUUUAUUGGUGGAAAUCAUCUCAGCUGCUGGAUGGAUAUAUACGUGUAAUUAGUGAGCUGUGGAUAACAAAAAUGUGGCUUCUAUACAUCGUGUGUACUGUUUAAUAAAGACAAUACCUAUGAGUUUUGGCCUAUCGGAUCUUGUUGUGCAGGCUACAGGACAAAGGCAAAUCUUUUAGAAUGUGGCUCACGUGUUUGAAUUCGAAUAAUUGAGAUAAAAUGCACUGGAAAAAAUAAUAAUAAUGUCAAGUUAAAAUAGGACUCGUAAUGUAAAUUUGUGUACAAAAUGCAUACAUAUGGGUCCAGUGCGUUUAAAAUGGUAAUGCAUGACCCUAAGAGUUGUGCAAAUUGAAUGUACAACCUAUGCAACAUAUAUACAAGUGUUAGAUUCCAUGAUCCAACGGUUGAUUUGUUCGGUGUAUUUGUAAAUGUACGCAUUUGUUAUUGGCGUUUCCAAAUGUGCAUGUUGUUUGUUAAAAAAAAAAUUAGAUGAGUCAUUUUUCGAUGCAGUCAUUUAUAUAAAGUUAACAUUUUGUCAUUACAUGUAAUACGUUUCAUUUUCUUGUUUGUUAUUCCCGAUAAACUCAGUCGCUAAAAAUAAAUUUUGUUUUACAACCAACAUGUAACAUAUUUUGGUGUUAGCCAUAUAUAGAGGUGGCAAUUAUGAUCCAAAUCCAUGAAUCCAAUCCAAUCCAUCCACCAAAUUAUCCACAUAAUCAAAUCCAUUUAAAUCCAAUCCAUUUGAUCCAAAUGGCAAAUUACAAUUUGGUACCUAUAUUUUUUAUAUUUUACAUUUUGGUACCUAAAAUUUAUAUUUUUAUACGAAAAAUAUCAUUAGAAAUUUACAUUUUGGUACCUAAAAUUUUUAAUUAUGACAUUUUAGUACCUAAACUUUUCAAAAUUUACAUUUUGGUCCAAACCUUGGAUGUCAUUUGGAUUCAUGGAUCAAUCCACCAAUCCAUUUGAUCCAAUCCAUGGAUCCACCAAUCCAAUUCACGAAUCUACGAAUCCGAUCCAAUUGCCACCUCUAGCCAUAUAUAAUAAUACUAGUUUUAAAUUUUUAGACGAUAAUUUUAUGUUAACUUAAUUUCUUCCCGAAUUGUAAGCGGUUUAUAAUGCAUGUAAUAAUAUGCAUGUAAGUCAGACGUCCAGGCUACUACUGAUUGUCUAAUUGAUAGUGAUGACUGAUGAAGGCCUUUGAUUAAUUUCCGCGUAGAAGCAUUAAUAAAGGAAGUCAAGAACUCGAUCCCAAAAUUUCAUAAAUUACAAUUAAAAAUCCUGUAAAGGGAAUGAAAAAAGGCUAAACUUAAAAUAACAUAUAUGUAUGGGCGUAACAAAAAAAAGUUCAUGCA
Molecule: messenger RNA, 8316 nt
Organism: Linum trigynum
Lineage: Eukaryota; Viridiplantae; Streptophyta; Magnoliopsida; Malpighiales; Linaceae
Source: the annotation of a GenBank genome assembly